AUCUUUGUUCAAGUGUUGUUGUUGGUGUUUGGUGUUGAUUAUUUUGAUUGAUUGUGGUCGGAUAUCUGUUAUUAUUGAAUUUUUGGGAAAUUAUUUUAGUGGUGCACAUCAUUUCACAAGUUAAAAUGACUGUAAACAACACUAUAGCACAUCAACGAUUGGUUUUAACCGGAGACAGGGAAAGAUUCAAAGAGCUUUUGAGAAGAAGAUUGAUUGAAUGCGGCUGGAGAGAUCAAGUUAGAAUGCUCUGCCGAGAUGUGGUCAAGGAAAAUGAAAGUAACAACAUCACAUUUGAUAUGCUAGCAGCCAGGGUUACUCCUCGUGCAAGAGCUUUAGUUCCAGACACAGUGAAGAAAGAACUCCUUCAGAAAAUAAAAACACAUCUACUCACUCAAAAAGAUCAAUAGGCAGAACUCCUUUGCUUUCCACAUUAUUUUAAGUAGCUUGUCUUAUUUUAUCAAUUCCUAAAUAAUAAGAUCAUAUUUUUAUUUGCUUAGUUUAACAUAAGGUCUAUAUUUAAUUUGAUCAAGUUUGGUUAAGUCAUUUAUAUUUUUGAAUAAUCAUUUGACUAUUCACAAUGUUGCUACUUGGGACAAUUCUGUAACAUUUCUGAAUGUAACAAUAAAAAAACUUUGAAUUACAACCAACAGUAUAUUUUAUUUUAUAAACAUUUA
This is a messenger RNA of Spodoptera exigua (beet armyworm), 674 nucleotides long. NCBI's taxonomy places the organism in Eukaryota, Metazoa, Arthropoda, Insecta, Lepidoptera, Noctuidae. The record is from the annotation of a GenBank genome assembly.